This is a messenger RNA of Mesorhabditis spiculigera, 822 nucleotides long. Lineage: Eukaryota; Metazoa; Nematoda; Chromadorea; Rhabditida; Rhabditidae. The record is from the annotation of a GenBank genome assembly.
AUGGCUCGAAGCUGGUAUGCGUUCUUCUUCCUCCAGAUCUUCCGGUUUGGAUACCAGUUGGAUGGCACCGCCGAGAUGUACCUUGCCACCGUCACCACGGAGGGCGAGCGUACUGGUGCGCUGAUGAAGCUGACCAUGCCCCAGGCAGCCGCUAUGUUCUUCGGACCGAUCCUCGGCUCGAAGAUUGCCGCCUUCACCUCGCUGCGCAUUUCGCAGUUUGUCUGCGGGUGCUUUGUACUGGUCGCCCUGAUGCCGGUGCUUACGUUCAUGCUGCCCACCACCCAUUCGAUUCCCCGGCUUGCUUCUGCCAAACUUAGACCCCAGGACUAUUUCCACAUGAUCAGACAAAACGUCCACCUCCGCGAGGGACUGAUCGAACUUUUGCUCCGCGCUUACAUGAAGGACACCAAUGACUCGGCCUAUGUCCUGCUCGUCAUGGCUGCCGCCCUGCUCGCCGUGCAGUUUAUUUUCCUGCCCAUCCUGCAGCGAAAAAGCCAACCCAAAACCCUGCUCCAGCAACUCCUAGUGAUUACCGCCGUGCAGACGGGCUGCUACGCAGUCGCGUAUGCGGAGACUUCGACUCAAAUCACCAGCGCCGUCGAACGCACCGACCUAGGAAAAGCCACUGGCCUGGCAUCAAUGUGCCAAUGGCUAACCCACUUCAUUCUACCAAUCUACGCGUCGCACUUGGUGCAGCACUACCACUAUACGUACGCCUUCUACACUUCGGCCGUGAUCACCACCGGCACCCUCAGCUACGUGACCUUUGUCGUGCGCAAUGCCAAUAACCGUGUCCAAACCCUCCUACCUUCCUUGGCUUAU